Molecule: messenger RNA, 1668 nt
Organism: Aureobasidium namibiae CBS 147.97
Lineage: Eukaryota; Fungi; Ascomycota; Dothideomycetes; Dothideales; Saccotheciaceae
Product: isocitrate lyase
Exons: 3
Coding region: 1-1668 (555 amino acids)
Biological process (GO): carboxylic acid metabolic process
Molecular function (GO): isocitrate lyase activity
Source: RefSeq, a predicted model, not a curated record
AUGUCUUCUUCUGGUCUCGAUGCAGAGGAGCAGCAGUUCCAGGACGAGGUUGCCGCCAUCAAGCAAUGGUGGAGUGAGCCCCGCUGGAGAUACACCAAGCGUCCUUUUACCGCUGAGCAAAUUGCAAACAAGCGUGGAAACUUGACAAUUCAACACCCUGGAAACGUCCUAUCGAAAAAGUUAUGGAACAUCGUCGAGAAGAGAUUUGCCGAAAAAGAUGCUAGUUUCACUUACGGCUGUCUUGACCCCGUCAUGGUCACACAGAUGGCCAAGUAUCUCGACACCGUCUACGUCUCGGGCUGGCAAAGUUCCUCGACCGCCUCCUCAACCGACGAGCCCGGACCAGAUCUUGCAGACUACCCAUACACCACUGUCCCUGACAAGGUCCAACACCUCUUCAUGGCUCAGCUGUUCCAUGACCGCAAACAACGCCACGAAAGACUCUCUACGCCCGCUUCGCAACGCAAGAGCCUCGCCAACACCGACUUCCUACGCCCGAUCGUCGCCGAUGCCGACACUGGUCAUGGUGGUCUCACAGCAAUCAUGAAGCUUACAAAACUUUUUGUCGAAAAAGGUGCCGCCGGUAUCCACAUUGAAGAUCAAGCUCCUGGUACAAAGAAGUGCGGUCACAUGGCCGGCAAAGUCCUCGUGCCCAUCAGCGAACACAUCAACCGCCUUGUGGCCAUUCGUGCCCAAGCAGACAUCAUGGGCAGUGAUUUGCUCGCCGUCGCCCGUACAGACUCCGAAGCCGCUACCCUGAUCACCUCGACCAUCGACCCCCGCGACCACGCCUUCAUCAUUGGAGCCACCAACCCUGCCCUCCAACCCCUCAGCGAACUCAUGGGCGCCGCCGAAGCAGCCGGCAAAUUCGGCGACGAGCUUCAAGCCAUCGAAGACAAGUGGACCGAACAAGCCAACCUCAAACUCUUCUCCGAGGCCGUGGUCGACACCAUCAACGCCGGCGUCCACGUCAACAAAGCCGAAUUGAUUGCCCAAUUCGCCGAACAGGCCAAGGGCAAGAGCAACGCAGAGUCCCGCGCCAUCGCCAAAGCCCUUACCGGCGUCGACGUCCACUUCGACUGGGAAGCCGCCCGCACACGUGAAGGCUACUACCGCUACCGCGGCGGCUGUCAGUGCGCCGUCAACCGCGCCAUCGCCUACGCACCCUACUGUGACAUGAUCUGGAUGGAAUCCAAGCUUCCCGACUUUGCCCAAGCUCAAGAGUUUGCUGCAGGUGUCCAUGCCGUUUGGCCUGAGCAGAAACUUGCUUACAACCUCAGUCCGUCAUUCAAUUGGCAGACUGCAAUGAGCACUUCUGACCAAGAAACUUAUAUCAAGAGGCUUGCUCAAUUGGGAUACUGUUGGCAGUUUAUCACGUUGGCUGGCUUGCAUCAGACUGCGUUGAUUUCUGAUUCGUUCAGUAAAGAUUAUGCUGCUCGUGGUAUGAGGGCUUAUGGUGAGACUAUUCAGAGCAAGGAGCAAGAGAAUGGUGUCGAAGUCCUCAAGCACCAGAAAUGGUCAGGAGCAAACUAUGUCGAUGAACUCCUGAAGAUGGUCUCUGGUGGUGUGUCCAGUACCGCCGCUAUGGGUAAGGGUGUUACGGAAGAUCAGUUCAAGGCUGUCGAUCGCCCUGGUGAGAGUGGGUACAAGGCUGAGGAGAAUCAUUGA